Messenger RNA from Salmo salar (Atlantic salmon), 2328 nucleotides. The record is from RefSeq and is a predicted model, not a curated record. NCBI's taxonomy places the organism in Eukaryota, Metazoa, Chordata, Actinopteri, Salmoniformes, Salmonidae.
AUGAAUGUGGAGGCUUUUCUGAAAGAGAAGAGACUGAGAAACAGCAAGAGGCCUUUCAGCUAUGAGGCUCCUGAUAAACCAGUGACUGACGCACUGAAAAACCUUGAAGUCAACUACUUCAACAUUGUGGUCAACUCUGCUGUGACAUCCAUGGAUGAGAGAUUUGAAACACUCAACCGGGUGAAAACCAAAUAUGGAGCGCUGCUGAACUUCAACACUGCCUCUCAGAUGUCCAAGAACCCCCCCACCACUCCUUCCCUACCACACCUUCCCCACCACUCCUUCCCCACCACUCCUUCCCUACCACACCUUCCCCACCACUCCUUCCCCACCACACCUUCCCCAUCACACCUUCCCCAUCACACCUUCCCCACCACACCUUCCCCACCACUCCUUCCCCACCACUCCUUCCCUACCACACCUUCCCCACCACUCCUUCCCUACCACACCUUCCCCACCACUCCUUUCCCACCACACCUUCAUCAUCACUCCUUCCCCACCACUCCUUCCCCACCACUCCUUCCCCACCACUCCUUCCCCACCACUCCUUCAUCAUCACUCCUUCCCCACCACUCCUUCCCCACCACACCUUCCCCACCACACCUUCCCCACCACUCCUUCAUCAUCACUCCUUCCCCACCACUCCUUCCCCACCACACAUUCCCCACCACUCCUUCAUCAUCACUCCUUCCCCACCACACCUUCCCCACCACACCUUCCCCACCACUCCUUCCCCACCACUCCUUCCCCAUCACACCUUCCCCACCACACCUUCCCCACCACACCUUCCCCACCACUCCUUCCCCACCACUCCUUCAUCAUCACUCCUUCCCCACCACUCCUUCCCCACCACACCUUCCCCACCACACCUUCCCCACCACUCCUUCAUCAUCACUCCUUCCCCACCACUCCUUCCCCACCACACAUUCCCCACCACUCCUUCAUCAUCACUCCUUCCCCACCACACCUUCCCCACCACACCUUCCCCACCACUCCUUCCCCAUCACUCCUUCCCACCGCUCCUUCCCCAUCACACCUUCCCCAUCACUCCUUCCCCACCACACCUUCCCCACCACUCCUUCCCCACCACUCCUUCCCCACCACUCCUUCCCCACCACUCCUUCCCCACCACACCUUCCCCACCACACCUUCCCCACCACUCCUUUCCCACCACACCUUCAUCAUCACUCCUUCCCCACCACUCCUUCCCCACCACACCUUCCCCACCACACCUUCCCCACCACUCCUUCCCCACCACUCCUUCAUCAUCACUCCUUCCCCACCACUCCUUCCCCACCACACCUUCCCCACCACACCUUCCCCACCACUCCUUCAUCAUCACUCCUUCCCCACCACUCCUUCCCCACCACACAUUCCCCACCACUCCUUCAUCAUCACUCCUUCCCCACCACACCUUCCCCACCACACCUUCCCCACCACUCCUUCCCCACCACUCCUUCCCCAUCACACCUUCCCCACCACUCCUUCCCUACCACACCUUCCCCACCACUCCUUCCCCAUCACACCUUCCCCACCACACCUUCCCCACCACUCCUUCCCCACCACUCCUUCAUCAUCACUCCUUCCCCACCACUCCUUCCCCACCACACCUUCCCCACCACACCUUCCCCACCACUCCUUCAUCAUCACUCCUUCCCCACCACUCCUUCCCCACCACACAUUCCCCACCACUCCUUCAUCAUCACUCCUUCCCCAUCACACCUUCCCCAUCACUCCUUCCCCACCACUCCUUCCCCAUCACUCCUUCCCACCGCUCCUUCCCCAUCACACCUUCCCCAUCACUCCUUCCCCACCACACCUUCCCCACCACUCCUUCCCCACCACUCCUUCCCCACCACUCCUUCCCCACCACUCCUUCCCCACCACACCUUCCCCACCACACCUUCCCCACCACUCCUUUCCCAACACUCCUUCAUCAUCAUUCCUUCCCCACCACUCCUUCCCCACCACUCCUUCCCCACCACUCCUUCCCCAUCACUCCUUCCCCACCACUCCUUCCCCAUCACACCUUCCCCACCACUCCUUCCCCACCACUCCUUCCCCAUCACUCCUUCCCCAUCACUCCUUCCCCACCACUCCUUCCCCAUCACUCCUUCCCCACCACACCUUCCCCACCACACCUUCCCCACCACUCCUUUCCCAACACUCCUUCAUCAUCAUUCCUUCCCCACCACUCCUUCCCCACCACUCCUUCCCCACCACUCCUUCCCCACCACUCCUUCCCCACCACUCCUUCCCCAUCACACCUUCCCCAUCACUCCUUCCCCACCACUCCUUCCCCACCACUCCUUCCCCAUCACUGACUAA